Xyrauchen texanus (razorback sucker) is the source of this 3750-nucleotide messenger RNA. Its product is annotated as neuropeptide Y receptor type 1-like. Gene Ontology annotation, cellular component: plasma membrane; neuron projection. The coding region runs from base 317 to 1471 and encodes 384 amino acids. The transcript is spliced from 2 exons. Gene Ontology annotation, biological process: G protein-coupled receptor signaling pathway. NCBI's taxonomy places the organism in Eukaryota, Metazoa, Chordata, Actinopteri, Cypriniformes, Catostomidae. Gene Ontology annotation, molecular function: neuropeptide binding; neuropeptide Y receptor activity. The record is from RefSeq and is a predicted model, not a curated record.
CUUCAAACCACCAGUUACUCUCUGCACUGGAGUGAAUAGUACUUCUAGACCUGCGAAGCAAGCUAUAACAACGAGGAGAGGACUUGCGCACGCAAUACACGGUUUCACAGAUCAACAGUUCUACGCUAUGAGAGAAAACAGGAUGAGUCAACUUGGGAACUGAAGAGGAAAUAUUGGUCUUGGGGGGGAACUAUAUUAUAUUGGACAAUUCUGCUUCAUUUCUUCACCUCCCUGGAGACUGUCAGAACUAGCCAGACUUUCUUAAAGCAGCAAAGAGGAACUGCAGCAAAACAACCCAUUUGCUUUGAACCAACUAAUGGCCAUGGAGAGGUCUCAUCUGAGCAACAUCUCCCGGGCUUCCUUAUUAGGAGAUGCACUCUGGGAAACAGGUGACUGCCCAACCUCCCUCAGUAGCACCACUUUCCUCAUCGUAGCAUACAGCGCCAUGCUAGCGGUGGGCUUGGUGGGCAAUACUUGCCUGGUCUUAGUCAUUACACGACAAAAAGAGAUGCGUAAUGUGACCAACAUCUUCAUCGUUAACCUCUCAUGCUCCGAUAUCCUUGUUUGCUUGGUAUGUUUACCAGUUACCAUUAUCUACACACUUAUGGAUCGAUGGAUUCUGGGUGAAGCUCUGUGCAAAGUGACGCCGUUCGUCCAGUGUAUGUCUGUGACUGUUUCGAUUUUCUCCAUGGUCCUCAUCGCUUUGGAGAGACACCAGCUCAUUAUCCACCCAACAGGAUGGAAACCAGUCGUCAGACACUCGUACCUGGCUGUAGCAGUUAUCUGGAUUGUAGCUUGUUUAAUUUCUCUUCCAUUUCUCUCCUUUAACAUCCUCACAAACUCACCAUUUCACAACCUCAGUAUUCCAUUUAACCCCUUUAGCGAUCAUUUUAUCUGUAUAGAGCAGUGGCCAUCUGAGGGAAAUCGGCUAGCUUACACCACAUCAUUACUGCUUUUCCAGUACUGCUUACCAUUAGCGCUAAUUCUACUCUGCUAUUUCCGCAUAUUUCUACGCCUCAGUCGACGGAAAGAUAUGGUUGAAAGAGCACAAGGUGGGUGCCAGAAGAAGGCCAAAGGCUCAAAGCGAGUCAACGCCAUGCUUGCCUCAAUUGUAGCCGCGUUUGCCCUGUGCUGGUUGCCGCUAAAUGUUUUUAACACAGUGUUUGAUUGGAACCAUGAGGCAAUUCCAGUGUGCCAGCAUGACACCAUUUUCUCAGCUUGCCACCUCACUGCUAUGGCGUCAACUUGCGUCAACCCAGUGAUAUAUGGAUUCCUGAACAAUAACUUCCAGAAGGAGUUGAAAUCGCUGAUGUACAGAUGCCGCUGCUGGGGGCCACCCGAGAGUUACGAGAGUUUCCCAUUGUCUACCGUCAGUACGGGUGUUACAAAGGGGUCCAUCCUUAGCAAUGGCUCAGUCAACGCCUAUAAGCCACACAAGAAAAACAGUUUAGAACAGAGAGAGAUAGUUUAAAGUGUGUAAAAUGUUCUACAAGGCAAUAUACCUUGCUAUGCUUCAAUAAAGCAUUCAAAGUUGGCUUGAGAACAUUGGUAGCCAAUCUGUGCAAUGAGUACAAGACUUCAAAAAUCUUUAGUGGCUGAAUUUAGGGUUCAGUAUCCUAAGAAAUGUAAAUGUGUAAUGUGUUCUCCAGGUCCUUAUUACUAAAAGAUGUUGACAUAUCUUUAAACGUAGUUCAGAAAAAUAUUAAGUUAAGGUAUAUUGUAGCUUGGCUCUCCAGAGGAGAACCAAAUAUCUGUUAGCCUUUUAAUAUAUUUACAUUUUUUUAAGUCAACACGGAACACCCAUUCAACCAUUUUAUUUCCGCAAUGUGACAUAUGCAGUAUAUGUGAUAGAAUAGGAUAUUCAAUGAGAAUUUUUUUUUUAUUUGAUCAUGAAAAGUGGCCGUACCAUAUCAAAUUGCAGCUGGUCCUGAAUGCAAGUUUGCAGUUCAUUUUGGAAGACUACUUCUCACCUGAAACACCAUUUGCACCAAACUUUUGAGGAGGCUUCUGAACGAGACAUGGAGGCUGAAAGUUCACCCUAGAGAGCAUCUUGAUAUAUCCCAAUUAAACCUGCAUUAAAUUACUUCAUUAACUUUUGGCAAGAUUUUAGGUAGGCUGCAUUAACUACAAAACUAGCCGAAAACAAUGGCUACAUAGCUUUUUGGCUUUCUGCCUAUGUGUCUUCAGCUGAAAAGGAAGAUAAUUUCCGAGGCGGUGAUUACACUUUGAUGAAAAUUCCAAAGUCAUAAAUUAAUCGUGCAUAAUUAAAACCAGGAAUGUGAAUGUGAACUGUAAAUAGGAUCCACUUUGAUUUCACGUUGUUUUUAACAACUGCUAAAAUGAGCUCUAAUGUAAUGCUCAAAUUCAAGCUCAAAUUCUCAAUAUGAUAUCAAAUGAUGCACAGAAUCCCAAUUUCAAUUCACAAGUUCACCUGCCCAAAUAAACAUUGAGUAGUAAAGGUAAAGGAAUGUGGCUUGAUGUACACAAAGGAGGGGCUCAAGGAUGAUCCUUGACUCAAGCUCUAAUUUACCCCCCUAUGGGACAACAAAAUGUAUUGAGAGGUAAGCAGCGGUUUAAAUAUUCUACAGUUAAUUGGCAAAUUUGAUGUGCAAGCUCAUCCUGAAUAAGUAGAUUAUUAAUAACUAGAUGUUGAAUACUUAGUAGAGGUCUUGUUCUUUAAUGACACAGAAACAGAAAUUGACUUUUUUUGUUAUUUUCACUAUUACAGGAAAGUGGAGAGGUAGCAUUGUGUAUAAUGUGUACAUUUAAAAUAAUUAGCAGGACUAGAACUGUAUAAGCACAGCACUCUGUCACUGAUUGUGAUUAGAACGCCUACUACGUCUGAUAUGUAGAUUUUACACAGAAAUAAAAUUUAACUGAUAUCAGAGUAUACACUGUGUUUUUUUUUAAUUUUGCCUGAAUGGCUAUACAUGGCAAAGCUAUCCAAGUAAAUUAUAGAUUUAAUGCCUCAUUUGCAUAUUUUUACUGAAGUGUGGUUUAGAACAUUAAUGUGCAUGUUCUAAGUAGUUCAUUUAAAAAAAAAAGAAAAGAAAAAAAGGCAUCAUGAUAUCACCAGUUAGUAUAACAAACCUGCGCUCUUCAAAUGUCAGAUGUCUAGUCACAAAUAGAAUAGUUAAUUGCCUGAAUUAUUUUGAAGUUCUGAUCAACAGUAGUAUUCUGAUCACUGAUGUAUUGUAUUAUUCAAGCAAAUUUGAUCGAAUCUAAAUUAGCACUAAGCUUAGUGUACACUGCUAUAUAUAUCCUUAUACAUUUAGUACAUGUAAAUGUUACCAUAUUAAAAGUCCUUAUAUUUUUUUAAUUUUUUUAAUUGCAGCACUACUGUGGAAUGUCUCUUAGAAUAUAGCCUAUUGGGUUAUCACUGCCAAUCAUAACAUGCUGCUAUGAUCUUGUCUUAAUGGCAAAGACUUAAUUCAGUUCCUACAUUUGCAGUUUGGAGUAUUUUCAGGUGGUAAUAAAUUUCAUGUCCAAACUCUGAAAAUACAGUGGAACAUCAAAUUAUGUCCCUGUCGAUCAGAGCUGUAGCCAUCUAAUGAAACUAAAAUGUAUGACAUUUUUGUUAAACGACCAUGGUUUAUUUUUAAAUUAUUAUUAAUAUUUUUACAUUUACAUUUGUAUUUCUUAUCUAAUUUGUAGUGGUAUUUUUCCACAUGUUGUCAUAAAGUGAUUUUUAAGUCACAGCAAAAGGGGCCGGUGAAAGAAGUUGGAGAGGAUAAAAUGAUAUCCAUUUUA